AAAAUCUCCAAAUUCCAGAAUCCCAGGUUCCCCGGUUGUGGGCCGGUGACUUUAUCUGGAAUAUCAUCAAUACUUUAGCUCUCCUCCACCAAAACUCUCCGUGUCGUCGCCGUUUCGGGUUGCGGCAGUCCCCGCUUGGUCUUGGUUACAGCCCACCACCAAGCUGUCAACUCCAAUCCUCGCCUUCGGGACCCAACCGAGACACAUUUGUAUCUGGGCGACAUCUUGUGAAUGAUAACGACCCUUGCCGGUCCUUUCGACUUUUAAGGUUCAGAGUUGUCCGCUAGACAGCAAUAACCAUGGUGUACACUACCAGAUCCAACACGCCCUCGGAGGGCCGGAUAAGCGAAGACCAGAUGGACACGGCUGAGUGUGUCGAUCGCCUGGCUCUCCUUCGGAGCAUGCCUGAGACGCCCCUUGAGUGCCAGGUCUGCGUUGUUGGAGCAGGCCCGGCCGGCUUGAUGUUGGCAUGUAACCUUGGCCGGUACGGUAUCAAAGUGGAAGUGGUGGAUGAUCGGGCAGACCAAACGACGGUGGGAAGAGCCGACGGUCUUCAACCUAAGUCGAUUGAGACUUUUCGGCAAAUGCGACUGGCGGACCCCCUUUUGCAGCGCGGUGUCCGAGUCUACAACAUCGCCUUUUGGCAGAGUACCGCUGACCAACCGCUCCAACGCCUUGGCCGUGAAGUUCACUACCCGCCCGUUAUUGAUGUGCUGGACCCCUAUAUCCUCCUGGUGCACCAAGGAAUGGUGGAGAGCUUGUUCAUCGAGGACCUAAAAAAGCGCGGCAUUGAGAUCCGCAGGAACACAGCUUUCGACUCGUACAGCGUGUGCGACGACGAGAGCGGGCCGCUCCAGGUUAACUGCCGGGCGAACGUGAACCGAGAGCGCAAGUCGUUUCUGACACAGUAUCUCGUCGGGUGUGAUGGGGCACAUUCCAAGGUCAGAAGAAGCAUCCCGGACGCUACGUUUGUCGGCAUGUCGCAAGCUUCGCUGUGGGGUGUGGUCGACGGCGAGCUGGUGACUGACUUCCCCGACAUCUGGUCCAAGUCCCUGGUGCAUUCGGAGGAGUACGGCUCAAUCCUGAUUAUCCCCCGGGAGCGCAACGUGACGCGCUUCUACAUUGAACUUAAGAGCUCGCCCAAAUCAGAUAAGAAUCAGCUCGGUGAGAAGGCAGUCAUGCAACGCGCCAAGGAUAUCAUGGCUCCCUACAAAGUUGAGUGGAAGAACAUUGAAUGGUUCGGCCGUUACCAGGUCGGUCAGCGGGUCGCAAGCCGGUUUUGUGACAACCAUCACCGUGCUUUCAUCGCCGGCGACGCCAGCCACACUCACUCCCCAAAGUCUGCUCAAGGCAUGAACACGUCAAUGCACGAUGGCUGGAACCUGUGUUGGAAGCUCAACCUUGCCAUCCGAGGCUUCGCCAAACCGGCGUUACUUCAAAGCUACGAAGAGGAGCGGAGGAAGAUUGCCUUGGACUUGGUCAACUUUGACUACGACCACGCAAUCCGGAUCGCCGAGGGAAAUCCCAGGGCGCUUGCUGAGAAUUUCAGGACCAAUGUGCGUCUUAUCUCUGGCGUUGGUGCCCAGUACGACCAGAACGCCAUCAACAUGACGGAGCCCUCACCGGGCUUGGUAGGCGAGGUCAAGCCGGGUUCGCUCCUACCGCCGGCCAAAGUCAGACGCUACGUCGACUCCAAUCCAGUUGAUAUUCAGCUCGACAUUCCGAUGCUUGGCCAAUUUCGCAUCUACGUAAUGGUGUGGGACGUCCACCAGUCCUACAUCUUCCUCGAUGCCUUCUGUGAAGCUAUCGCCUCAACUAGCUCCCUCGUCAGUCAGCUCUCUGCGGCAGCAAAGGUCUCAUACACUCAGCAACCGCGUAUUCCAGGCCCAGAGGAUAUUUACCUCCGACCAGAGCGCUACACGGCUGUCAGCCACCUGUUCACGUUCGCACUCAUCACCACAAUGCCCCAAGACGACAUCGAGAUCCAUGACCUACCCCCCAUUUUCCAAGACAGCCGCUGGACCUUUUACCUGGAUGACGUCCCCAUGCAGGACACGCGCAACAUGCACUGCACCAAGAAGUGGGUCGGCUCCCUCGGGGCGGGGGAAGUGGCUGUUGUGAAUGUGCGCCCCGACGGCUAUGUCGGCUCGGUCGGCCGCUGGGAUUCGAGCAUUGACGAUGCCGGGAAGGAUGCCGCGAAGUGGUUGGACCAAUACUAUGGGCGGUUUUUGCAGUUGCCCGUGCCGAUCCAGGGUUGAGGCUUGACCUGAUUGACUGUUUGUGAGCGGUGGGGGUUAACUAGGCUAGGAAUGGGGUAAUACCGGAGUGGUUGUGUUCUUAUGGAUUAGAAGGGGAGUGUAUACAAAAUGCUGCGAGGCAGUGAGUUGUUGUGGGCGGGGGAGUUCAAAAGAAGUUCGGGUUUCUUCACGGCACGUUUUUGUAUGGUGCUCAGAAAUAUAGGACAGUCAAAGUUCUAAGUGUUUCAGUUAUUUCCGCACUUGUUUGUCUGG
This is a messenger RNA of Chaetomium fimeti, 2510 nucleotides long. RefSeq names its product FAD binding domain-containing protein. Lineage: Eukaryota; Fungi; Ascomycota; Sordariomycetes; Sordariales; Chaetomiaceae. Gene Ontology annotation, molecular function: oxidoreductase activity; FAD binding. The transcript is spliced from 4 exons. The record is from RefSeq and is a predicted model, not a curated record. Bases 300 to 2258 code for a protein of 652 amino acids.